Molecule: messenger RNA, 2249 nt
Organism: Chenopodium quinoa (quinoa)
Lineage: Eukaryota; Viridiplantae; Streptophyta; Magnoliopsida; Caryophyllales; Amaranthaceae
Exons: 13
Coding region: 534-1859 (441 amino acids)
Source: RefSeq, a predicted model, not a curated record
AAUACAUUGUCAUGAGCACACUAUUGAGUUUAUCAAAACAGAGGGAGUAUUGAUUUAAAAACCCUUACCAAAUUUGUGUCCGCAAAUCUGCCGCGUGACAAUAUUUGAUCCUUUUGCAAAAUUACUCUCUCUGCCCUUGUCGCAUAUUCCAUCCCACCAUCGCUGAAUAAACUCCUCACAGUAAUAAAAUAAAAAAUAUAUAUAAAAAAAAACCUCCAUUGCAAUUCCAAGUCCAGACUUCUCCGCCUCUAUUUCUUUCACACAACUUCUUCUUCUCUUCUCCCUUCAAAUACCCGUAAAAAUUUGUCCUUUAAUUUUUUUUUUAAUAAUACUUCAUAAUUUUAAUGGCUAUUUCGUGUUCUGAAGAAUCAUCGUCUAUGAUUUGUUCUUCAAUUUUGAGUUGGUCGCAUUCAAUCAAUUAUCCGUCGUUGUUUAAGUCUUCUUCUAUCAAUUUAGAUCAGCUUUCUUGUACUUGUUUCUGACACUCUAACUCUCCCUCCGCUGCCGCCGUCGUUAGAUUUUUUCCUGUUUCAAUGGGAAAGCGCAAUUCAAAUCGUAAGAACGCAGCAGCAAUGCUGGAUAGCGACGAUACAGAUAGUGUAAGCUCGUCGUCUUCGGUCCGUUCUGAUCUUGUUUCAGUUGGGGUUGGUGCGGAGGUAGAAAAGGAUAGCUUAUUGGAUCAAUGUCUUGAUGCUUUGUUUGAGAAAAGGGGUUCAACAAGAGAGAAGGCUUUGGAAUCUAUUAUUGAAGCGUUUAGUCAAAACUUACAGCAUGAAUUCGUCGAAAAGAAAUUUGCGACUCUGCUUCAUCAGUGCCUGAAUUCUAUUAAAAAGGGCUCUGGGAAGGAGACAAUUUCGGCGUCUCAGGCUAUUGGUCUAUUGGCAUUGACAACUGGCCUAGGGAAUAAUGCACGAGAAAUACUGGAGGAAUCAAUCCCUACAAUAUCUCAGGCUCUCAGGUCAAGAGCUGAAUCAUCAAAAGUUGCAGCGUUGGUAGAUUGUUUGGCUGUUAUCACCUUUAUUGGUGGGGAAGAGCCUGAGGAAACAGAGCGGUCAAUGCAGAUAAUGUGGCAAGUUGUUCAUCCCAAAUCGAGUACUAAUGUAGUGGCAACUAAAGCUUCACCAGCUGUCAUCGUAGCAACAGUAUCAGCGUGGUCAUUUCUCCUCACUACAAUUAAUUCAUGGAGUCUAAGCUUGAAGGAUUGGCAAGAGUCCAUUUCUUAUUUGUCUACUCUGUUGGAUAAGGAUGAUCGUGCUGUACGCAUUGCAGCUGGUGAAGCACUGGCUGUGAUAUUUGAUGUCGGAGAUUUUGAAAGUUAUUCUGGUGAAAAAAAUGGUUCCAGUGGAGACACGGAGAAUGCUAUUAAAGAAGGCUAUAUACACUUAAAAGGAUUGAAAGGCAAAGUCUUGAAUCAAGUACGAGAUCUUGCUUCUGAGGCUGGUGGCAAAGGAGCAGCUAAGAAAGAUCUUAAUAACCAAAGGAACUUGUUCCGCGAUCUUUUGGAUUUUUUGGAGGAUGGUUAUUCUCCUGAAUCCUCAACAAAGAUUGGUGGUGAGACUUUAACCACAUCAUCAUGGUCAGAGCUUAUUCAGUUAAACUUUCUCAAACAUUUCCUUCGUGGAGGAUUUGUAAAGCAUAUGUUGGAAAAUGGAUUUUUGCAUGAUGUCUUUGGAUUUACGCCAAAGAAAAAGAUUUUGGGCAGCGAAGAUUAUUCAAUGGAUAAAUUAAAUGAGAAGAGAUUGUACAAGUCACCAAAUUCUGCACUUGCCAAAGCACGAACACAGUAUAUGAAUAAGCAGCGGAUGAUGUUACAGGAUAGGAAGGCGGGUCAUUUUGCUGUCGCUGCUGAGGAAGAAUAAAUUACCCCGCAAAUCUCUUGUAAAUAGCAGGGGGAUUAUUCUGGUGAUCAGUUCACUCAUUUGUCACCUUCAUAUGAAAUCUUAGCAUAUCUCAUUGUGGCUUAAACCAUUGAAAAAUUUAUUCUUGUGUGUAUUGUUAGAUUCUCAAUUUGUGAUUUAUUGGAUAGAAUUGGUGGUUAUUGUAAAACUUUUGAUAGAUCGUGUGGAAUUCGGCAGAAGUUUUAUUGUGUUUGAAUAAUAGUGGUUUUUUUUUGGUCUUUUGGCUAUUUCACAAUUGCUGUUUGCGGUAUAGUUUGGUGUGGUUUUGCACGGGCCGGCCCAUUUUCUCUUAUUGAGAAACAAUAUUGUUUCUCAAAAUGGCACAAUAGUAAAUAUAACCAAUUAUGUUAA